CCGGCCUUCUAUAUUCCAGCACGGGUGAUGACCUCUGCUCACCAUUUCCAAAUGUCAUUUGCUAAACUAGCAAGCGUUGUAAUCUGAAUUCCUUUCUUCCUCUCAGUUGCAACAUGGCUGAAAUACUCCAGCACGCAAUUUUAUUUGUUUUAGAUCUUUUUUGCACUUCCUUUUUAUUACCAUUGUGCUGCUUCAGCUGCUUCAUUCUACUGGGAUGUAUCCUUUUAAUUCUUAUGACUGGUGUCUUACUCCGAAGACCUCAAAUAUCGACAAAGUCAAUCGGCAGAGCUAUCGUGAUUGCCGACAAGAACUGCGAGCCUGCCGAGUCUUUUCUCAGAAAACUCGCUCUCCGGGGAUUUUCUGUCUUUGUUGCAGUCCGUGGAGAAGCAGUAAAGUAUCUGGAUGGAGAGAUGGCUAACAGAGGCAGAAUCGUAAAGGUAGACGUGGCCCGCGACGAAUACGUGGCAAGGGUUCAGCAUUUCAUUGAACAGGUGAUGAGUCACAAAGACAUUGUGGGGUCUCUGGUGAAGCCACAGGUAAUAUUGUGGAGCGAAUGGGACAGUCAAGGAAAGCCACAUUGCUAUAAAAUUGGACUGGAUAAACUCCUAGUGUCAUGUCGGAGAGUGGCUCAUUUUGUUUUUACUGCAUCACAAGGUGCACUGAUCUUUGCAUGGAAGCUCUUUGUCCUGCCGGUGUUUUGGAUGAAUUAUGUGAAAAGAGACACAAAAUCAUAGAGGAUCUCACCUGCUGGAAAGGACGCCGGUUAAAAGUUAAGACGAGAAGACCCGCUCUCAAGUGGCCGUAGUUCAACGGUUCAUUAAGGGGGAGAUAUUGUGGGCUUCGAUUUCAGACUACAGUAAUCAAUGUCUUUAUGUGCACUGCAGUAAUUCGGAAAUCUUAUAAAUACAUUUACCUGUGACUUUGUCACCAUGCUCUGAGUUUAUUCUCUGUG
Messenger RNA from Polypterus senegalus (gray bichir), 952 nucleotides. RefSeq lists its product as uncharacterized. Bases 114 to 734 code for a protein of 206 amino acids. The transcript is spliced from 3 exons. Lineage: Eukaryota; Metazoa; Chordata; Cladistia; Polypteriformes; Polypteridae. The record is from RefSeq and is a predicted model, not a curated record.